Messenger RNA from Trifolium pratense (red clover), 2678 nucleotides. Its product is annotated as UDP-glucose flavonoid 3-O-glucosyltransferase 7-like. The coding region runs from base 1 to 1572 and encodes 523 amino acids. The record is from RefSeq and is a predicted model, not a curated record. NCBI's taxonomy places the organism in Eukaryota, Viridiplantae, Streptophyta, Magnoliopsida, Fabales, Fabaceae. Gene Ontology annotation, molecular function: UDP-glycosyltransferase activity. The transcript has a single exon.
AUGAAUUCAAAACUAAUCAAUCAAUGUAAAAAAGACUCUUUACUUUCACCACCACAUUUAUGUGCUUAUCCAAACCCAUUUUCCAGCUUCCGGUAUAAAAAGACUUGUAUUUGUAUCCAAAAGUACAAAGGCAGUAUCUCACACACACACAACAGUAUGGAAAAACCAUUCAAACUUUACUUCAUUCCAUACUUAGCAGCAGGACACAUGAUCCCAUUAUGUGAUAUUGCUGCUCUCUUUGCCUCUCGUGGCCACUUUGUUACAAUCAUAACCACUCCUUUAAACGCUAAAAUACUUCCUAAAUCGAACAACUUCAAUGUUCAUACUUUUCAAUUCCCUUCCAAAGAAGUUGGCCUUCCUGAGGGAAUUGAGAAUCUCUCCGCCGUCACUGAUCUUGACGGCGCCUACAAAAUCUACCAAGCCAUGGCACUGCUCCGCGAACACAUUGAGAAUUUCGUGGAGCAGCACCCGCCUGAUUGUAUUGUGGCGGAUUUUUUAUUACCGUGGGUGGAUGAGCUAGCAAACAAGCUCAGUAUUCCGAGAUUCGCAUUCAAUGGUUUCUCACUCUUUACUAUAUGUGCCAUGGAAUCUCUCAAAUCACAUCCUCUCCCUGAUGAUGCUUCUGGUCCUUUUGUCAUUCCAAAUUUUCCUCAAGAUAUCGUCAUUAAUUCAACACCACCCGUGGAUGCCAAGUCAUUCAUGGAUCCUCUUUUCACUAUAGCGCUAAAAAGCCAUGGCUUCAUCAUCAACAGCUUUGUCGAGUUCGAUGGAGAAGAGUAUGUUAAGUAUUACGAGGAAACCAUCGGUCAUAAGGCUUGGCAUCUUGGCCCGGCCUCUCUUGUUCGCGAAACCAUUCAAGAGAAGGCGGAAAGGGGUGAAAAGAGCACAUUGAGCGUCCAAAAGUAUGUGAAUUGGCUCAACACGAAGCGAGAUAACUCAGUGAUCUACAUAAGCUUUGGAACCAUGUGUCAUUUCCCCGACAUGCAAUUGUUUGAGAUUGCAAGUGCAAUAGAAGCAUCGGGUUAUGAUUUCAUAUGGGUUAUCCCCGAAAAAAAGGGGAAGGAGAAUGAGAGUGAAGAUGAUAAGGAAAAAUGGUUGCCUAAGGGAUUUCAAGAGAGGAACAAGGGAAUGAUUGUAAAGGGGUGGGCACCACAGAUGGUUAUCUUGGGUCAUCAUGCUGUUGGUGCAUUUUUGACACAUUGUGGUUGGAAUUCUACGGUGGAGGCUGUUAGUGCGGGGGUUCCGAUGAUCACAUGGCCAGUGCAAGGUGAUCAAUUCUAUAAUGAGAAGCUGAUAACUCAGGUGCGGGGGAUCGGAGUGGAAGUAGGUGUAGAUGAGUGGGUCGUGACUUCUUUUCGAGAGAUGAAAAAGCUAGUUGGGAGAGAUUGCAUAGAGAAGGCUAUAAGAAGGUUGAUGGAUGGUGGUGAUGAGGCCAUCCAAAUCAGAGAAAGAUCUCAAAAGCUUGCAAAAAUUACUAGACAUGUUGUCCAAGAAGGUGGCUCAUCUCAUAAGAAUUUGACGGCUUUGAUCAACGAGCUUAAGGAAUUGAGACACAGCAAGGUGCUUAAUUAACUAGGAUGUCAUUUUUCCUCUAUUUUAAUAGCAAAAAUUUUAAUUAACUCAAGAUAUCAUUAUUAACUCAACACCACCCACGGUUAACAAGUCAUAUGUGGAUCCUCUGCUCACUAUAGCGCUAAAAAGCCAUGGCUUCAUCAUCAAUAGCUUUGUCGAGUUCGAUGGAGAAGAGUAUGUUAAGUAUUACGAGGAAACCAUAGGUCAUAAGGCUUGGCAUCUUGGCCCGGCCUCUCUUGUUCACGAAACCAUUCAAGAAAAGGCGGAAAGGGGUGAAAAGAGCACAUUGAGCGUGCAAACGUUUGUGAAUUGGCUCGACACGAAGCGAGAUAACUCAGUGAUCUACAUAAGCUUUGGAUCCAUGUGUCUUUUCUCCGAUAAGCAAUUGUUUGAGAUUGCAAGUGCAAUAGAAGCAUCGGAUUAUGAUUUCAUAUGGGUUGUCCCAGAAAAAAAGGGGAAGGAGAAUGAGAGUGAAGAUGAUAAGGAAAAAUGGUUGCCUAAGGGAUUUGAAGAGAGGAACAAGGGAAUGAUUGUAAAGGGGUGGGCACCACAGAUGGUUAUCUUGGGUCAUCCUGCUGUUGGUGCAUUUUUGACGCAUUGUGGGUGGAAUUCUGUGGUGGAGGCUAUUAGUGAAGGGGUUCCGAUGAUCACAUGGCCAGUGCACGGUGAUCAAUUCUAUAAUGAGAAGCUGAUAACUCAGGUGCGGGGGAUCGGAGUGGAAGUAGGUGUAGAUGAGUGGGUCGUGACUGCUUUUCGAGAGAUGAAAAAGCUGGUGGGGAGAGAUUGCAUAGAGAAGGCUAUAAGAAGGUUGAUGGAUGGUGGUGAUGAGGCCAUUCAAAUCAGAGAAAGAUCUCAGAAGCUUGCAAAAAUUACAAGACAUGUUGUCAAAGAAGGUGGCUCAUCCCAUAAGAAUUUGACUGCUUUGAUCAAUGAGCUUAAGGAAUUGAGACACGGUAAGGUGAUUAAUUAACUAUGAUGUCGUUUUUCCUUUAUUUUAAUAGCCAAAAAGUGUACUAUUAUUAUACUCUUGUAUAAUUUAUAAGAGAUAAUUAAGUCAUUUUAUUGUCAAAUUGUAUCACCUAAAUAUAUAUUAAGGUUAUUUUCAA